GCUGGGCUGCGGCCGGAGACCCGGACGUAGGGCAGAUACUGGUCGCUUGACCCAGAAGUAGCAUCGCAGCGGGGCUGAGAGGGGCUGCCCCCGGCGAUUCCUCUCAUACAUCUAGGUCGUGUCUCACGCCUCUCGGUGUCACCAUCACCCGUUCUCCUGAUGUCGGAUUUUAAGCUCGGGAUUGUACGGCUCGGCCGUGUGGCCGGGAAGACCAAGUACACUCUGAUUGAUGAGCAGGACAUACCACUUGUGGAAAACUACGCCUUUGAGGCACGCAUGGAGGUAGAUGCCGACGGUAAUGGAGCUAAGAUCUUUGCUUAUGCUUUUGACAUCGGCAAAGGGCGCUGGGCAGGACGACCGCUGCACGAGCUGCUCUGGGAGAAGCACAGAGGCGGCAUUGCUCCUAGUUUUCAAGUUAUUCACAUCAACUCUGUGACAGUCGACAACCGGCUAGACAACCUUCGACUGGUGCCGGUGGGCUGGAGCCCCAAGCCAGAGGAGAUUUCCAGCAAGCAGAGAGAGCAGUCUCUGUACUGGCUCGCCAUCCAGCAGGUCCCAGCCGACCCGGUAGAGGAGCAGUAUCUGGAGCUAAGCCGCACACGCUACUACAAUGCUAACGGCGAGCUGGUGGAGGAGGAGGAGUGCUCCUGCACCUACUACGAGUGUCAUUACCCCCCCUGUUCGCUCAUCGAGAGGAGGCUGCGUGAGUUCAACAUCUGCGGUCGCUGCCAGGUGGCACGUUACUGUGGCUCACAGUGCCAGCAGAGGGACUGGCCCGCCCACAAGAAGCAGUGCCGCGAGCGUAAACGGGUCCUGGCCCUGGAGUCGGAGCCCGAACGAUGAUCAUCAGCCCUCAUCUUCGACUGGGAGAGGAGGAGGAGGAGGAGGGGGUAAAUGGGUAGAAAAGGGUUAAUUUGUGAGGGGUGAAACAGGAUAAAAAGGGGAAAGGUGCUGAUAAAAGACUA
This is a messenger RNA of Nematolebias whitei (Rio pearlfish), 965 nucleotides long. It is a transcript of the gene zmynd19, whose product is annotated as zinc finger, MYND-type containing 19. Bases 160 to 843 code for a protein of 227 amino acids. The record is from RefSeq and is a predicted model, not a curated record. NCBI's taxonomy places the organism in Eukaryota, Metazoa, Chordata, Actinopteri, Cyprinodontiformes, Rivulidae. The transcript is spliced from 6 exons.